AUGGAUGCAAUAGUGGCUGUAUGCGACUUGUACCGGAGAGAUCUCAAUGAAGCUGUAGCAAGUCUUCGACAACGUGGAUUACUCUCUUCGGGUCGCAGCUCCCGCUCUAGAAUCCGCUCCUUGAGAAGCACGCGAACUGCUUCGGAUCGAAUGUUUCCAAGUUCUAGAAAUUCAAGGCAAGAGCGCCUUAGCAGAAGCUGCAUCCAAACAGAACAUAAGACUAUUGUUGAAGUUUUUCUAUGGGGAGCUGUGCUAACGUUCUCCUCUCAUAUUGGUUCGUUGUUCGGAUCAUGUAUCGCAAGCCCUCUGCUAUAUGCAAUUUUCGAUAAACUUGGCGCUUCUAUUUUUGCUUUUUUGGUGCUGCCAUUAUUUACAAAAUUAAUGCUUAGAAAGCAUCAGCGUAAAGGUGUUCGCGACGCUGCUAUCCGAUUCAUGCUUCUCAUAACGGCUGUACUGCAAGGAUUGGUGUCAGGAUUUGUUAUCGACAGCACCUACAUCAGCGGUGAACCGCUAGCAUUUGUUACACCACUUGCAAUCGUGAUGGCUUACAUGGGUGAAAUCAACUCGGUGUACAAAAAUCGUCUAGCGAUGCUGACUGCGUGUACAACUGCAGGACUUAUUGCAAAUUUUGUGAUCGGAAUACUACUAAACGCCUUAACAAAAACAUAUGAACUUAUGACCUUCGCAUAUGUCACAGCAGGAAUGCUUACCUUGCAAAAUGUGCAAAGAAAUGUGGAGAAAGCGGUAUAG
Messenger RNA from Strongylus vulgaris, 750 nucleotides. The record is from the annotation of a GenBank genome assembly. NCBI's taxonomy places the organism in Eukaryota, Metazoa, Nematoda, Chromadorea, Rhabditida, Strongylidae.